UUAUCAUCGAUCUUAUCUGCACUGCUGCGUUCAGCGGGAGCGCGCUUCUUCCUCCUGUCGCGCGCACGGUCAAGUGCAUCAGGCUGUUAUUUUAUGAUCGGUGAAGAUGGCGAUGUGCUCGGCGAUCCGAUGCGUCUCGACAAACCUUCCGCGGCUCGCGAGACCCGCGCGCGUCUCUACGCGACACAUUUGGCGAAGAUCACACGAGUUCAGGACGCUUUACACGAGCUCGCGGCUGACGGGAGCUCUGAAGUUUACAGACAAACAUGAAUGGGUGCGAGUGGAGGACGGUGUAGGUACGGUUGGCAUCAGCAACUAUGCUCAGGAAGCAUUAGGUGAUGUGGUGUACUGUGGGCUUCCAGAAGUGGGAACAAAGCUUGAACAAAUGGAGGAGUUUGGCGCUUUAGAAAGCGUCAAAGCAGCGAGCGAGUUGUAUUCUCCACUUACUGGCGAGAUUACCGAAAUCAACACAAAGUUGGCAGAUAACCCUGGAGUAGUAAAUACAGCCUGCUACGAAGCUGGUUGGUUAGUUAAGAUGACCAUAGAGAAACCUGCAGAACUUGAUGCCCUCAUGGAUGAAGCUGAUUAUGAAAAAUUCAUCAAAUCCCUUGACUCAUAAUGGUGUUCAAGAAACAUUAUUUGAUAUGAAUAAUAUACAGAGCCUUUAAAAAUAAUAAUGAUGGUUACUUUAGAACGCCACGUAGUACUAAUCAAUUUCUUUGAAAUAUAUUUAUUUUGAUUAUGUAAUUUCCCCCCAAACCAAAUGGUCUUUUGUAAUUUGGUAGUUGAACUAAACAAUGUGUUUUGCUGUCCUAAAAGCCAAGUGGUUCAAAGGGCUUUUGGAUACAGUUUGAGGUGCUUUACAUGGACUUCUGGUUUUGCUGAUUGUAUUAAACAUGUUUCAAACUUUCA
Triplophysa dalaica is the source of this 912-nucleotide messenger RNA. It is a transcript of the gene gcshb, whose product is annotated as glycine cleavage system protein H (aminomethyl carrier), b. Gene Ontology annotation, biological process: protein lipoylation; glycine decarboxylation via glycine cleavage system. The record is from RefSeq and is a predicted model, not a curated record. Gene Ontology annotation, cellular component: glycine cleavage complex; cytoplasm; mitochondrion. NCBI's taxonomy places the organism in Eukaryota, Metazoa, Chordata, Actinopteri, Cypriniformes, Nemacheilidae. The transcript is spliced from 5 exons. The coding region runs from base 107 to 619 and encodes 170 amino acids.